This is a messenger RNA of Anoplopoma fimbria (sablefish), 1876 nucleotides long. Its product is annotated as solute carrier family 22 member 4-like. The transcript has 10 exons. Gene Ontology annotation, cellular component: membrane. Gene Ontology annotation, molecular function: transmembrane transporter activity. The record is from RefSeq and is a predicted model, not a curated record. Gene Ontology annotation, biological process: transmembrane transport. The coding region runs from base 78 to 1772 and encodes 564 amino acids. NCBI's taxonomy places the organism in Eukaryota, Metazoa, Chordata, Actinopteri, Perciformes, Anoplopomatidae.
GCGACAGAGCACAAUCUCUGUUGUGCCUCUAAGAACUGACGCAGUCUUUACUUUAUUGCUUGUCUUCUUUUGUAAAUAUGAAGGAUUCAGGUGAUAGCAGCUUAAAAAUUAGAGACUAUGAGAGCAUCACCUCUUUCCUUGGAAAUUGGGGACCCUUUCAGCGAAGGAUUUUUUUUGCACUGGCCAUCAGCAUUCUCCCAAAUGGGUUUUUUGGUGCAUAUAUAGUAUUUGUAGCUGCUACGCCACCUCACGAGUGCUUCAUCCCUGAAAACUACAGCAUCAGUGACAUGUGGAGAAAUGUGACAAUCCCUCUGGAAAAGGUCGAUGGCGUUGCAAAGCCCAGCUCCUGCUCGAGGCUUAACCUGGAACUUGUCCGGCAAUACUCUCAAAGAAAUAUCACCCCAAAUGUGGGAGUGAAUGUGAGUGAAAUUCCUUUGGAGAGCUGUCUGGAUGGUUGGACAUACAACAAGGACAUCUACCAGUCAACCAUUAUCACAGAGUGGGACUUGGUCUGUGACAAUGCAUACAAAUCUCCACUGGCCACUUCAAUCCAUUACGUUGGUGUUCUAGUGGGAGGGUUUCUCUCAGGCCAGAUAUCUGACAGGUAUGGAAGGAGGCCGACCCUCUUUCUCAUGAUGCUUCUUCAGACUGUGUCAAUCACAGCACAGAUAUUCUCCCCGAACUGGGAGAUCUUCAGCUUAAUCUUCUUCUUCGUGGGUGCCGGGGGAAAUUCCAACUAUACCAUUGCAUUUGUGCUGGGUACAGAAAUUCUAAGCCCAAAAGCCAGAGUGUUCUUCUGCUCCCUCGGCGUUUUUAUGGGCUCAGCUUUGGGUUACAUGGCAUUACCAGCUGCAGCUUACUUUCUCCGAGACUGGUGGACGCUGCUGAUCGCUAUUGCUGCCUCUGGCCUGAUCUACAUCCCUCUAUGGUGGUUGAUCCCAGAGUCUCCUCGCUGGCUGCUCUAUCAGGGAAGACUGAAGGAGGCUGAGGCCAUACUGAGAGACGCCGCCAAGAGUAACAACGUUGAGGCUCCAGAAGACAUUUUUACACAAGCUGAGAUCGAGGAAGGGCUGGAUAUGAAAGAGAAGAGAUACAACAUUUCAGUUAUCGUGAACAGCUGCAAUAUGUUCUCUUUGACAGUUCUGUGUUCACUUCUGUGGAUCAUCGUCAUGAUUGGAUACUAUGCUUUAAUCCUCAACACUUCAAACAUGCACAGCGACCCUUACCUAAGCUGCUUCCUGUCUGCGGUGGUGGAAGUGCCGGCUUACAUAAUUGCCUUGUUACUGCUCAAGUAUUGCUCCAGGCACCUCUGCCAGUCCUCUACACUCUUCUUCGGAGGCGUUAUGAUCAUCUGCGUUCACCUCAUCCCAACAGAUAUACCGAGUGUUCCUGUGGUCCUGGAGAUUUUGGGGAAGUUCUGCAUGACGUCAGCGUUUUGUGUGGUGUACACCUACACGUCAGAGAUCUUCCCCACUGUUGUCAGAAACACAGCGAUGGGUUGCUGCUCCAUGGCUGCUCGCAUCGGAACCAUCUGUGCCCCCUUCAUCGUCUAUCUGGGACAAUACUACAGGGCGCUCCCAUACAUAUUGAUGGGAGGUCUCGCCAUCUGCGGCGCCUUCUUGUGUUUCCUGCUGCCAGACACUUAUGGGAGGACUUUGCCAGAGACCAUUCCACAAAUGCAGCAGAUAUGCGGGAGGAGAGGAGGAAAAGAAAAGGAAUCAGAAAAAAAAGACUGCUUUCAUGAUUAUCAAAGCAAAGAAAGCAAGCUCUAGUUUCAGGUUUAGAUUUUUGAAGCAUUUUACUCACCUGUUUGCUUAUAAAGAUGUUGUGUGAAAUUCUGUAUAUCUAUAUUGCCACCCAUUUAACUUAUUGUGAA